AUGGCAGGUGAAUCUGAACUCUUGAGAAGCAGCAAGUCUUGCAGAGCGCCCGCCCCGGUGCCCGCCGCCUCCAAAGCCAUCGCCUGCCAAGAGAUCACGGUGCCCAUGUGCAAAGGCAUCGGCUACAACCUGACCUAUAUGCCCAACCAGUUCAACCACGACACGCAAGACGAAGCCGGGCUGGAGGUGCAUCAGUUCUGGCCCCUGGUGGAGAUUCAGUGCUCUCCCGACCUGAAGUUUUUCCUCUGCAGCAUGUACACCCCCAUCUGCUUGCUGGACUACUCCAAGCCCCUGCCGCCCUGCCGGUCGGUGUGCGAGAGGGCCAAGGCCGGCUGCUCCCCUCUGAUGAGGCAGUACGGUUUUGCCUGGCCCGAGAGGAUGAACUGCGACAAGCUGCCAGUCCUGGGCGACGCGGAGAUGCUGUGCAUGGAUUACAACCGGACGGAGGCCACCACCUUGCCCCCGUCCUUUACCAAACCCAUGCGCGCUGUCAAAGGGACCCGCAAAAACCUCACCCCCUUGGACGGCGGGGACUGCAAGAGGGUGUGCGAGUGCAAAGAGCCCUUGGUUUUCAUCUCCAAAGAAACCCACCCUCUGUACAACAAGAUUGAGACGGGCCACGUACGCAACUGCGCCAUCCCUUGCUUCCAGCCCUAUUUCACCCAAGACGAGAAGACUUUUGCCACCUUCUGGAUCGGUCUGUGGUCGGUCCUCUGUUUCAUCUCCACCUUCACCACCGUGGCCACCUUCCUCAUCGACAUGGAGAGGUUCCGAUACCCGGAACGCCCCAUCAUCUUCUUGUCUGCCUGUUAUCUCUUUGUCUCCAUUGGCUACAUCAUCCGGCUGGUCGUGGGCCAUGCCAGUGUGGCCUGCAACAAAGAUUACAACCACAUCCACUACGAGACCACGGGGCCUGCCCUCUGCACUGUGGUUUUCCUCCUGAUCUACUUCUUUGGCAUGGCCAGCUCCAUCUGGUGGGUGAUCUUGUCUCUCACCUGGUUCCUGGCUGCUGGGAUGAAGUGGGGGAACGAGGCCAUUGCCAGCUAUUCCCAGUAUUUCCACAUGGCUGCCUGGCUUAUCCCAAGCAUCAAGUCCAUUGCUGUGCUGGCCCUGAGCUCAGUGGACGGGGAUCCCGUGGCCGGCAUCUGCUACGUGGGCAACCAGAACUUAGACAAACUCCGGGGUUUUGUUUUGGCUCCCUUAGUAGUGUAUCUUUUCACAGGGACCAUGUUUCUGCUGGCUGGUUUCGUGUCCCUCUUCAGGAUACGUAGCGUCAUUAAACAAGGAGGCACCAAAACUGACAAGCUGGAGAAGCUGAUGAUCCGCAUAGGCAUCUUCACAGUCCUUUACACCGUCCCUGCCACCAUUGUGGUGGCCUGCUACAUCUACGAGCAGCAUUACCGGGAGAGGUGGGAGACGGCUCAGAACUGCUCUUGCCCCGGGGAGAAGCGCAAGCUGAAGCCUGACUAUGCCGUCUUCAUGUUGAAGUAUUUCAUGUGUCUGGUGGUGGGGAUCACCUCGGGGGUCUGGAUUUGGUCGGGCAAGACUCUGGAGUCUUGGAAGCGGUUCACGGGGAGAUGCUGCAGGAGCGGGAAGCCUGUGAGCACCACCAUGUACAGCGAAGCGAACACGGCUCUGACAGCCCGGACCGGACUGCCCAGUUCCGCUUCCUACCACAAACAAGUCCCUUUGUCCCAUGUAUAACAAAGCACCUUUUGCUCAGUCACCCCGUUGAGAGUAAGAAAGCAUGGCACAGCUCCACUCCCGACUGGAAAAGUUCUGGGAACCAUCCUGGAGCUUUCAGCUUCCUUGUCAUGGAACUCUGGGCUUCAUCUCAGAGUUUGAAAAGAGGGUUGGCUGUAUGGGGAAUAGGGAGGAGACCCAGUUUUCAGAUUCGCAGUCUUUACAAAUAGGACCCUCUGCACCCUUGGGCCUGCUUGCAUCCUUCCUUGAGAAUGCAGGAGGAAGGACUGCUUAAGGCCAGGCUGCACGUGGCAGGAGAGAUCCCUCUGGGCUGUGUUUUGGCUUCCCCUUCUUAAAAUGAAAAGCAGCCCUUGGAGUUUGCAGUUCUGACUAGAGGAGAGGGAGGGGGAGGGGGUGCCUAGCUGCCCUCCCUCCUUUUUCUUUAGUCUCUCAAAAUGGUGCCCCAGUUCCCCAUCAUUUUCUCACACUGGUGGAGAGCAGGUGAGGAUUGGCAAGUUUGAGCUGGCAAAUGGAAGAAGAAGAAGAAGAGAUCAGAGUUUGGAAAAGUGACUUAUCUGAGGGAUUCUGGGAGCUGUAGUCCAAUAAGUAACCUUUCCAAGCUCUGAUGGAGGAUUAAACAAGCCCUCCGCCCUUUUCAGGAUACAUAACAGAGCAAUCAUGGACAUGCCUAGUCAGAAGUGAGUCCUGCUGAGUUUAGCAGAACUAAAGUCCCAGGUGAGUCGGUUUUGAAUUGCAGCAUUUCAUGUUCCAGGUACUACCUAGCUUGGCUCUUCAGAUGCAUCCACUGUUUCGUUGGAGAACUAAUUGCUUAAGUCUGGGAGAUGAACUGUGGCACACAUAUUUUGUUCACUGCUUUUCGGCAGCAGUGUUUCAUUCUUGUCUGUAUCCAUAAUGCCCAUGCGCUGGAAGAUUAAAAUGUAAAGAAGGAGCAGUUCUAAAGAAGGCAGUUCUGCAUUUGAAAUGAGUGGGUUGUGGAGUUAAGAUCAAGCAGAGUCCAAAUUCCAGUUUUAUUUUUGGAUGGCAUAAAGUCUACCAUCAUCAGUUUUUAUACGUGCCUUGGCCAAACUGAAUACCAGGCAGCCUCGUAAAGAUGCAGGGUGUGAGUGCUAAUUCCUCUCCUGUGCUGUUUCAAGGGAUAGGCUGGGAAUGAAAGGAGGAAGGGCCAGAGAGGGGGAAAGUUACUUUUUGGGACUCAAAUUCCCAGCUGCCAGGAUUCCCCAGAUAGUAUGGCAGUAGCCAACUUUCCAGUUUUGAUGGCGAGACUUGCGCAGGGUCUUGUCAGAUACAGAAGCUGCACUCGCGGCCUUCGUGUCUAAUUUCUCACUUUUGCAAAUGGAACUGCGCGUUUAGAGUUCUUAUUUGAAUGGGCUGCUUUUAUACACACUAAUAAUUAUCUAUCUCUUUCCUGUCCCAUCUGAAUUGAGCCUUCCCACUCACCAGCUACUGCUUUUGGGGAGUGCAACUCCUGGGGAUACUGGGAGUUGUAGUCCAAAAAAUAAACCCUUAAUUCUUCUGCUAACAAAAACCAUAAAUAUGGGACAUGAGAGCACAUGCCUUGAAUGAGAACGAACCCUGCAAAAUAAGCCGCCUUGCGAGUACUUUUCAAUUGGCAUAUAUAGGGUUAUGCUGUUAGUCUUGCAAAACAAAGAACAGGUUUUUACAAACUCCAUGUGGAAGCCAGUUCCCUGUGGAACCCAAACGGUACCAGGUGUGACUUCAGCAGGUCGCUCUCUGCUUUGGCAGGCGAUCAGCCUGAUCCUGCGCAAGGUUAUUCAAAAGUAUGUCUUGCUGAGUGUAACUGGGACUUACUGACACAGAAGCAUGCCUAGGGUUGCAGCCUUGAACAGCGCUGGACAUGUCUUGAUUCCCUAACGCACCAUUUCCUCCUUUUUCUUUUUUCUGUUUACUCUUCUGUCUGCCGUUUGUUGGAACAAUGGUACUUUGGUGCCAAGUUUUACAGUUUGGCUCUUGUUUCUGACAGGAACAGAGUGGAGCCCUCUUUUUUUUUCGUGGUGGUGGUGGGGAGCCUUCUCCACUCUUAGAAAAUGAGGCUUUGUUGCUACUACAGUCUUGAGCUAGUUGUGUGAAACCGUUGCUGCUGUUCUAGUUAGUCACCACCCAAACAAAGAAGGAAAAAGAGGUCAAAAAAUCUGGUUGCUGAAUGAAAGAAAACGGAUUCACUACAUCCGUGUAGCACUUGCACUUUAGAGAUGCGCCUCCUUCACAAGGUGGCAAGACAGAAACCUCAACCCCACUCUGAGAUGAGACAGAGGAUCCUGCUGGUGAUCUGCCUGUGUAGGAUCUCUCAUGGCUAGGCUAAUUCCAACUCCAACCCAGGCUCCUGAAGGCGGUGGCAUUCCCAAAUGCAGCGCCUUCACGUAAACAGUUAAUCAUUCUUCUCACAUUGAGCACUGGCCUCUCCAUCCCUUUUGUUUAAGUCAUGGUAGCAAGAACCAUCAAUAGCUUUCUGUUUCCAAAUAUUGGCCAGCGUGUUUUUAGGUUGUGAAGCGACGGCCUCCAGCACCUUCGAAAUGGAGUGGUCCUCCCCUCUCUCUCCCACCACCCCGCCAGCCAAACAUGGGAGAAGUUACUUCUCUGGGACUCCUGCCCUUGGGGAGUUUCUGGGAACAGGAGUCCAGAACAAAAUAUUCCUAAGCUCUUAUUUUUAAUUCAUUUCUCUGCUUUAUACCCCACCUUUCCUGGCAGCAGUUUUUCCAGCUCACCCUUCCCUGCCCACUGCCACUAUCCUAGAACAAUGCUCAGUAUGGCACUACAUCACCUGGUGGCAACAAGGGGUUUCCUUACUCUUCCAGUGCAGAGUGUGUGCCAUUUAAUUCUACAUGGAGAAAGUUUGCCUGUGUUAUCUGCUGCAUCUGCUUUGCAAAAGAAGAUGGGAAUCUUUUCCAACUGUGUACGCCAAGGGGCAGCUCUCCCAUGGGAGAGAGGCUGGUUUGAGAAUGGCCCAGCCUCUUUGGCUUCCUUGUGUGUAUCUGGAGGGUGGGGUGGGCAGACCCGUAUACCCACUUGGGUACCAUGUGGAGACUGCUUUUUCUCCCCCCUUCCCCCACCAACUAGUCUUGCCAUUGGAAGGAAUUUGCUGUGACCCAGGAAAAGCAGAGGGUUGCGUUCUUAUGGGCUAGUUCACUAGUUUCUGUGCUGAUGGCUCGCUAUCAUCUGCAAUCAUCAGGGCAUAAAGAUGAUAUACAGGAGAAACUUUGUUAUUGCUUCCCAUGCUAUGUUUUUCACUGUAGCUGAUUUCUCCAUUUACACGGGAAAGUCAAAUAUAUCCUUAAUUCAAAAUCAUCCAAGACCAAGAGCGACUGGAUCUGCAGUUCUACAAAUGCUUCCCUGGUAGUAUGUUCUGUUGAAUUCAGUGGAAUAUACUUCUGGACUUUGGUAAAAAGGCUUGCCUGUGCUUCAUUUUACACCUAGAAUACUUGAGAAAGAGAAAGACAGCAUCUUUCUCUGCAGUUGCCGGUGCAUUUCUGUUGACAAGAUAAUCUUUUCUUUCUUUCUUUUCCUGUUUGCUUUCUGACUGCUUCCACUGUGCACUUUAAAGGUUGCAACCAAACCUUUCCAGGAUCUCCAUCCAUACCUCACUGGUAGCAUCUUGCUUAAGUGUCGCUGUAGAGAGGUGUAUCUGAGCUACGUAGUUGUAUCACUUUGAUGCUGUGUUUACUAAAGAGUCCUGGUGUUUUGAGUUUGGCAUGAAAUUCUCUUCUGGAGCGUUCCUGGUUCUGUAGUUCAAGGGAGUGUUUAAAUGCCCCACCAGUCUACCUGUCUGAGGCUUCUGUCUGGUAGAGCGAUGGCCUUUACGGCGGUAUGAAACGGCUAGUCCCGCCAUUGGAAUAUUUCUCCAGCAUUCUCCCCCUGGGUUCAAUUUGGGUUACUGAAUCCAGGAGGAAGAGGGAACAUUUGUGACAGCCUCUUGCAUUAGCUCAGGGCCAUGUGGCAGCACGGCUCUUUCCUGUAACACAGGGUGAGCACGGAUUGGAGGUCCUGCCCAGAUGACACAAGAAUCCAGUCUUUGUCUGACUCCAGGGGUCCCACAUCUGCUGCUGCUGCUAGCUGGGCUUAGCGAAAGAGUGUGCAGCUCGGAAAGGUCACAUCUAGUCCCUGGAGCAGAUGACCGUUAGCCCUGGUAGUGUCAAAUGUUAAACACACACAUGGCGCAGAGGGAGGAUAAAGGCAAGGCUGAAAGCAUCAUACAGGUGAUAUUUUGGCCUGUACAGAGCUGUGCUCCCCCGUUCUGCCUGAUGUCAUAAAAGGCAAGCAAAAGUGCACUGGCAGAACUUCAGAAGCAUUUCCCAAAGUUUCUAUGGGUUGUUCAUUUUUGCACAUUAAAACUGUGACAACACA
This is a messenger RNA of Pogona vitticeps (central bearded dragon), 6063 nucleotides long. It is a transcript of the gene FZD5, whose product is annotated as frizzled class receptor 5. Gene Ontology annotation, biological process: canonical Wnt signaling pathway; non-canonical Wnt signaling pathway. Lineage: Eukaryota; Metazoa; Chordata; Lepidosauria; Squamata; Agamidae. The record is from RefSeq and is a predicted model, not a curated record. Gene Ontology annotation, molecular function: Wnt-protein binding; Wnt receptor activity. Gene Ontology annotation, cellular component: plasma membrane.